GCGGAAACUAUGGAGAUGUGCUGGGUUGCUGGGAGAAGAAUCAAAAAAAGCUGCUUUGAGCGCCGCCGCGAAGCAAAAAAUAACCGUCGCGCACGCCCGAAUCGAAACGGACGGCAGCACUUCGCAAGUGCUUAGCUGGCGGAACGCGACGGAAGGGAAAAUCAGGAUUUUCGGCCACCUGAUAUUCACGCGCGCUUGCAUCGUCUUCUGUGUUGCGGGGACACAAGACGUCGGAUCGCUCUUCAUUCCGGCGCACACGAUACUUUACCCGAACUCGGCCAACUACGGCGUGAAGCGGUGCAACGUUGUCACCUACAUCAAAAAAUCUCAAUUUGCAUCGCUACAUUCUUCAAUUAUUUGUUGGUCGCUCUUGUCUCAGGCACAGUCACAGCCUGCUUUAUUGGUUUAUAAUUCGGACAUCAAGAUCAAGACUUCAUUAGUCCUGUUUUUCCCGUAGUUCGGGAUAGUUACCUAUACCUUCUUGAAAAAAAUCAAAAUGAUGAAGCGUUUUUCUACUGCUUUCGUUUCGAGCCCGUCCAGCUCUGCUCAGCUGGUCAUGAUGUUGGUGCAAGCGAUGUUUGUUUGGAUGCACCUGGAGACGAUGGUGGGAGCUGCCGUGGGGCUCCAGUUGCGCAUGAACAAUGCCGCCGUCGGUGGUAGUGCUGCGGCUCCACUAACAGCGCCCUCGGGCUCGGCUGGUGGUCAACACGAUCGAACGGUGGGUGAGAACGAGUUGCUACUGGUGUCGCUUGGCAACAACAUCCUCGCGAGGGUUCAACUCACUCGCGUGGAGCGGCUUCGCGGUUCCAUCACGGCCAAACGGUUGGAGACAGCGUUAGCCGAAGGCGGAGCCGUGCCCAAUGAAGUUGCUGCCGCCUUUGAAGUCCAUCCGCCGAAGUUUUUGAUCACUCCUAUGGCGUUCUCAAAUGUUACAUUCUCAACUGUUGCCUGAUUUGUCAUCCAAAAUUCCAAUCAGAAUCGACACAACCAAGCUGGCUUUUGUAUGUUGAGGUCGCCGAAAGUGCUUCCUCGCCCACCCGCCGGGGAGGGGGUCCUUGACCUGUGGCGCUGGGUGCGGGUGCCCAGUACAUGAUGAUGAUGAUGAUGAAGCUGCUUCGCAUGACAAAUUCCCGAAGGGACAAACAGGUUGAGAAUCUGUGCCAAAUCUGUCAUGCAAAAGGCGCAAUCUUCCCAUGCCAUCCCCCUUUCAGUUUUGCCAUUCUUGUAUCACAAAUCCGGGUCUUCACAGUUGAGAAUGUAACAGUUGCGAACGCCAUAACUCCAGAUUCUGACGAGACGCCGGCUAAUCAGACGCAAAUCUAUUCGCGUGAUGCGCCGGGCAAUAGCAGCAUGUCGCUCCGCAAUUACCGGCAGGUCCGGGAGGGGCGGAUGGUGACGGUCGUGAUACAAACUCCAACAGAAGAGGAGCUGCAGCAAGAGAUCCGAAACAUGCAGGCGGCUGUAGACCGUGAGCGUCCACGUGCAGGUGAAUUCCUAGAGCCGGGAUCUGUAAGCGCGGGAUCUGUAAGGUGCUGCGCGGGAUCUGUAAGCGCGGUUAUCAGUGCGCGCUGCUGCUGUGCUGCUAGUGUUCACUUGCUGGGCCUUUGCGAUCUUAUUGGUGGCGUGGUUGGCGUGGCUGCUGGUGGCGUGGCUGGCGUGGCCGCGGUAGGGCAAUGCUACAGGGGUACACUUGACUGCUGGGCGGGGUGCUGUGCACGCAGGCAGCAGGGCGGGCUCUUGCGACGCAGAGAGCAACUGCAGGCGCUGCUGCGAUUCCGCCAAGAAGGCCAACCGCCACGACAGCAGCAGAUGAUGGAGCAGCCGCGGCAGCCGCAGCAGCUGAUGCCGCGGCCAGAAGUACCGCCGCCGCAGCCGGUGAUACGGCGAGGAGGAUGGCGGCAGCAGCUGGAGGAGCCGCUGCCGCUGCCGUAAAAGCUGCAGCCGUUGCCGUAAAAGCUUUUUUUGAUGUUUUCUAUCCGAUCGGUGUUGCAGAAGUUGCUGCCCACAGGCGAUAGUCAGCGAGGACUGCAGCCACCCAGACCCAUGUGAAUGCGAUCUGUACCCUACUAGUUUGAAGUAAAGAAAUAGAAGUAGCGAUUACGGAUUUUAUAAAGCAGAAGCGUUUAUUGCUGAAGCUCGAGCGCGCGACUACUUUAACACGACUCGCUUUCUACUACAGCCCCAGGAGAUGGCAGCACGCGAGGACAACGUCGCAAGCUGAAUACCGCGUCUUGCUUCACGUGUAGGCCAUGUUGACCAGGAAAAAGCGCAGCUUCAUGCAAUAUCUUCCUAUGGGUUCUUGAUGACACCAGACCCAGAGAUUUAAUUCUACGAAACUACGCCAAUUUGGAAUUGGCUGUAGUACGCUAACAAAUUUGUAUUUAUUGAAAUCAGUGAUUUAUGUACAUGGCACCAAAAGAACUCGAAGUGACCCAUGGAUUUGCAUUCAUGGAGGCUUUGAUGUUCUUGUAGUAGCACGCGUCAUUUCUUGUUGAUCAGCUACAGCACAGCUAUGCAGAAGAUGAGUGAGACCACAUUAGAACUACGACUUCUACUCAGCACUUCUAGGAAAAAAGACUUGUAGCUACCCCCCUAGAAGCAGGGCAAACAACAAAAAGCCGGAUAAUUAACAGAAGACUAUAGAACGUUUAUGAUAUUUCAUUACAGCCCCCCCCCCAGUCAGGCAGCGGCAUCCGCUAGAGUGCAGGAUGCGCGAAGUGGAGUAAUGUCAGCUCCAAGCCGACGACGCCCCACAUCGAAUGACCGCAGUACACCCAAUCAAGUAGAACUGCACAACUUCUUCGCUUGCAGCGAAAACAGAAGCACUGAGACUGCCAUGACUUUCAGGAACAU
Amoebophrya sp. A120 is the source of this 2853-nucleotide messenger RNA. The record is from the annotation of a GenBank genome assembly. NCBI's taxonomy places the organism in Eukaryota, Dinophyceae, Syndiniales, Amoebophryaceae.